Messenger RNA from Ascochyta rabiei, 1875 nucleotides. RefSeq lists its product as uncharacterized. The transcript is spliced from 3 exons. Bases 1 to 1875 code for a protein of 624 amino acids. Lineage: Eukaryota; Fungi; Ascomycota; Dothideomycetes; Pleosporales; Didymellaceae. The record is from RefSeq and is a predicted model, not a curated record.
AUGCGCUCCUUCAAGGCCAAGGUGCUGUCAGCGGUUGCCUGUCUUGCACCCGCCCUGGCCGCUGCGCUUCCCGGCCACGCCGAGGUCGCGCGACCGCACCACGAGCCUUUGCAGCUAGACUUUCAGCAAAACUACGCGCAAGCAACCUUCCGCGUGCCCUGCCCUGGCUGUCUGGGCCAAGACCACACGGACCAGGAUGACGAGUCACUUACCUUGAACUUCACCGCCCACACCCACGCCCACGCCUGUGGCUCUUCCAACAUCACCAUCAACGGUGUUCCCCUGCCCCAGCAAUGGGAAGGUGACUACGCAUCCGGCUCAGGCUCCUACCAGUACACCAGUCCUGCCGCCCUCCAGCAUGACCGGCUUCCCCAACGCGACCUGGCCCUUGCAUGGAACUCGACCUGUCUUCACGGUGACGCGGAGGCGGACGCGCCUGCUCAGAUCCUGACGGUCAACAUCAGGUCCAUAGACGGCGUUCCUGUAAACACACCCUCCGGCUUUACCAUCUCCUUCAAGCAAAACUCAUCACCGCCCUCCCUGCUCAGACUUGACACCCAACCGGACCCUGCGCCUGAGCUGUCUGAUAUCUGGCGUGACCCCCCGGCCCAUCUCCGCCUGGUCUUUGGCGAUUCCGCAGACGCAAACCCCUAUCUCCAAGACGAGAUCCGAGAGCUCAGAGCCCUCCAAGCUGAACUCGAAGCGAUCCAGCAGGCAGUAGCCAGCAAGAAGCAACACAUCCACGCGCAGAUCCGCAAGGAGACCAGGUGCUUUGCCGAAGAGUGGAAGCACUGCCACGGCCUUUCUUGCAUUCUCAAGACAGUCGCCGGCAGAGCCCACGGCGCAUGGCGAGUCGUCUAUCUGCGCCUCCAUCCUGACGAUCAAGAUAAAAACAUGGGUCGUCCAGAGGCCUACGCAUCGGCCCAUGUUGGGUCGCAACGAUACGGCAGCAUCACGGCCGACUCCAGGGUGGAGUACCCAGACUCGGAGCCUCGCCCGUACGAAGGAUCCACAGGGGAGCUCCCACCGCGACCCCAGCAGCGCCCAGCGCCUUACAUGAUUGCGCUGGAGGUCGCUCUCGGCAUCCUCUGCUGCGGCUGUCUGGUCGCCGUCAUCCGGCACAAGUGCUCCAGCCUGCGCACGCGCACAGAGCGCGCCGCCGACUACGAAGAGCGCUACAACGCACGCGUGUACAAGCGCGCGGCCCGCCGACACGCCUGGCGCAACUGGUGGCGCGGCAACUGGCGCAAGGACGCAGCGCGCAUCGCCGACUACGAGGAAAAGCGCGCGCUGAUGCAGGACCAGGAGAGCGUGCUGGAGAGCGCGAUGCAGGAGGAGAUACGGCAGCUGCGUGUGGCGCACAACAUCGUCCACGACAUCAUCCGCGCCGAGGAGGGGCGGAGCUCGCCACCAGCGAACGCAGUCGGGGGGUGCACGUGUCGUCCCCGCUUCCCUCCAGCGCCUGCUUCCGUAGCCUCGACAUCGACGUACCCGCCCUCGACGAUGCCCGAAGCGCCGUCCCGCCCGCCGUCCCGCACCGACAGCCUCCCCAGCUACCGCUCACGGGCGCCCAGCGAGCCGCCAACGUACGAGGCGGAGGUGAUUCCGUUUGUCGCCGACGGGUUCAGGCCGGUCGGGCCAGGGCGAGCCAGGACGCACUCCACCGACGGCAGCGCGUUCGCGCGGUCAGGGGAAUACGCGUCGAGAGCGCGGGCGCGGAGCUACGCCGCGAGCUCGACUUCGCACGCCGAGAGCGGGCGCUGGACGCCCGACAGCAGCGUGGUGGACGUCAGCCCGCGGCCCAGCGCCGAGACGCUGCGGGAUCUGCGGAGCAUCUACACGUGCGAGGAGAGGGAGGAGAGCGAGGCGGAGUGA